Messenger RNA from Cylicostephanus goldi, 837 nucleotides. The record is from the annotation of a GenBank genome assembly. Lineage: Eukaryota; Metazoa; Nematoda; Chromadorea; Rhabditida; Strongylidae.
UCAUGUUUCCAGGAGACAAGUUGCGGUUGCAUUAGCCGGUGGUGAGCUUGUGUAUUUCGAACUUGACCCGGUGGGUAGCCUUCAACCUUUUUCUCUUUAUUUGAACGAGUUCACUGAGCGUACGUCCUGGCCGCAUGAGGUUUUGUGCAUGAGCUUGAGCGAAAUACCUGAAGGAGAGCUUCGAUCACGUUUCCUCACAGUUGGAAUCGCAGACAGCACUGUUCGCGUGAUCUCCCUCGAUCCUACUGACACGCUUAGCCCUCUAAGUAUGCAAGCACUUCCAUCGCAACCGGAGUCAUUGUUGUUGUUGGAAACCACAAGCGAAGAUGGCAAAGGAUCCUCGACCAUACAUCUCAAUAUCGGUCUUCAGAAUGGUUGUUUGCUGCGUACCACUGUUGACAACGUUACUGGAGAUAUGAUGGACACCAGAACAAGAUAUUUGGGUACUAGACCUGUCAGGGUGUUCCGUGUUCGAAGCCAGAACAAAGAUGCUGUUCUUUGCACAUCUUCAAGAUCAUGGCUGUUGUAUCACUACCAGAAUCGUUUCCACUUGACUCCAUUGAGCUAUGUAACGUUGGAGUCUGCGUCAAGUUUCAGCUCAGAGCAGUGUCUGGAAGGCAUUGUUGCGAUUGCAGAAAAUACCCUGAGGAUUAUGGCGGUUGAAAAGCUUGGCGCUUCUUUCAACCACAUCAGUUAUCCGUUGAAGUUCACUCCUCGACGGAUGAUUGUGCAUCCACUGGCAACGUGCCUCAUGAUGAUUGAAACCGAUCAUGCAGCUUACACGACCGUGACUUUGGACAAGAAAAGAAAUGAUAUGGCCGACGUGAGUUCCUAAUA